UGCGGUCUCUGUUUGGAUGUGAAUUGUGAAAGCAUUCAAAGUUUCAAACUGCUGCCGUAUGUGGUCACUAAAGAAGGAAAAACAGAAGAGAAGUCAAUACUUGAGCAGAGGGGCCUCUCUGCAAUCUCUGCCAUGGUUGGGUGGUUUGAAAAUGGAGUGAUGGACGGAAUUUGGGGAGGGUCUCGGCCUCUCUGUAUUCAUUAAAUUUUCCCUUUUCUUGGGUCACCUUCAUCUUUACAAGCUUCUCUGGCGAAGAAAUAAGGAAGUAAAAAAAGAACGACAAAAAUCAUUGGUUUUAGCUCCGACUCUAGCUCUCUUCGAUGAGUUAAUUCUCUUGCUGCGAAUCCAAGCUGCUUUCUUGGUCAACUGCACUGAGAUUGGAUUUGUUAUCAUUAGCACAGGUUUUGCAGCAGAGUUGAAUGAACCCAGAAACUCUUUCAAUUCUUAGCAAGUUGAGGUGGUUUCUCAUAUAGAGCUCAUUGAGACAAUUCAUCCAAUAUAAGCCAACACUUACAUGUAUUUACUUGCAAAAUGUCUUGGUUAGUUGGCUGUAGUGUGGCUUGAGUGGUUUCUCUUUUUUCUCACUUUGAUGGAUAGAAGUAGAAUCUGGAAUCAGUCUGGAAAUGUUCUGGAAAUGUUUUCUCUUGGUUGAGAGAAUGUUUUUCUUUGGGCAAAUCUCCUUUGGCAUUAAAUAGUGUUUUACAUUGUCUGGGGGCAAAUCUCCUCUGGCAAGAAGUCCUAGAAAACUUAACAGUUAAAGCAAUAAAUCUCAGGGGCAGUAAAGUACAUAUCUUUUUAAAGAUCUCUGUCAUUAAUACUUGAGGACACUUUGGCUUCAGUUGGCAAAGAUUUUCCUCAGGGAUAUUUGGUGACACAUGUGAAAGAUUCAGAUCUGUUGGGCAAAUCUCCUUUGGCAAGAUUCAGUUUUUUAUGUGUUCUGGGCAACUUUCCUUUGGCAGUACAGCAUCUAAAGCAAAUUUAUCUAUUGUUGGGCAAAUCUCCUUUGGCAGUACAGCAUCUAAAGAAAAUUUAUCUAUUGUUGGGCAAAUCUCCUUUGGCAUUUAUUCUCUUGGUACUUCACUCCAAUACCUACAGAUACAUCCUUCAACAACUAGUCCUUGUAGAAACUUGGCUUCUAGUGUUGGGCAAAUCUCCUUUGGCAGUUAGACCUGGUGGAAACUUAUCCCUGGUUGGAAUAUCUUCUUGAGCAAUUGUCAUUAUAAAAAUUUAAAUCUAUAUCUUGGCUUGACUCCUAUAUCUAUAGAAACAUCCUUCAACAACUAGUCCUUGUGGAAACUUGGCUUUGAUUGUUGGGCAAAUCUCCUUUGGCAGUUCGACCUGGUGGAAACCUAUCCUUGGUUGUUAGAAAAUUUUUCUUGAGUAAUUGUCAUAGUGAACAUUUAAAUCUAUGUGUUCGGCAAAUCUCCUUUGGCACCUGGAAUUUGUAUAACAAGAUUUUUAUAAGUGUUCCAUUGUUAUCAUCUUUGGUUAGCAGAAGUUGUUUGGAGAAUCUUCAUUGGCAGCUAAUCCUCAUAGAAAUUUCUCUCUGGUUGCUGGGCAAAUCUCCUUUGGCACCUGAAACUUGUAUGUCAAGGUUUUCUUAAGUUUUCCAGUGUUAGCAUCUUCGGUUUCUCCUGGACACUUCUUUGGCAUCACUCUCCAGAUUCAAUCUCUCUAUCCCACAAACAGAUGAUUUUGGUUGUCUAAUCAUUUGGUUGUCAUCUUUAAAGAAUUAAAGUUGAAGUACUAGUACUACUUCCCAUUUGGUACCAAGUGACAACCACAGACUGCACCAUUGCAAUCAAUAUUAAGAUCAUUUCUGAAGGACUUGGAUUCUUGUUUUGCUGCUUGAAAUUGUUUGGCAGAGCCCCAAAGGCAUCUGAAAGAUGGAUAUACUCCUCAGUGGCUCAGAUAGUGAAAGCUUAAGUGAGAGUAGUGGCAGUGAGGACCAAGAUGACAUUGAGUCUAUGUAUGGUGGGCAGGCUCAGAGCAUUUUCUCAAGCCUGGAAAAGAGCAUUGGGAAGAUAGAUGAUUUUCUUGCAUUUGGGAGAGGAUUUUUACAUGGGGAUAUUGUGUGCUUGAUAACAGAUCCAUCUGGACAAUUGGGAAGAGUGGUAGAUAUUGAUAUGGUUGUGGAUUUGGAAACUAUUUAUGGUGAAAUAAUAAAAGAUAUAAACAGUAAAAAGCUUUUAAGGAUCCGCACAUUCUCACCAGGGGACUAUGUAGUUCAUGGGCCAUGGCUUGGAAGAGUGAGGAGAGUAGUUGAUUGUGUCACAAUCCUGUUUGAUGACGGGGCAAAAUGUGAGUUAACUGCAGCUGAUUCAGAAGCUCUCCUACCUAUCUCUCCCUCUCCCAACAUACUUGAUGAUGCACAAUACCCUUAUUAUCCUGGUCAACGUGUCCAUGUUAGACUGUCCACUGUUUUGAAGUCAGCGAAGUGGUUGUGUGGUGUAUGGAAGGAAAACCGGUAUGAGGGCACAGUGUGCCAUGUUGAAGCAGGAUUGGUUCAUGUUGAUUGGGUUGCCUCUGCAACUGUUGGUAGUAACUUGAAUUUUCCUGCUCCUUCUUGUCAUCAGUAUUCAAAGGACCUAACCUUAUUGUCUUGUUUUCCCUAUGCUAAUUGGCAACUGGGUGAUUGGUGUAUACUUCCAAUUGAUGAUCACAGGGGCAUUCAGGAGCAGGUUUUUCUUAACAUUGCGACUCAAGGGUUUCUUAGCUGGAACAAAAAAAUAGGACAACAACAAAGUGGUCUCUGUGUCCAUUGUAAAGAGAUAUAUGUUGUCGUGAAGACAAAAACAAAAGUUGACAUCCUGUGGCAGGAUGGUAGCCGCUCAUUUGGCUUAGAUUCACAGUCUUUAUUCCCAGUAAACAGUGUUGGUGAUCAUGAAUUUUGGCCUGAACAGCUUGUGCUUGAGAAGAGCACUAAUGAUGAUUUACAUGUUUCUAGUGGCCAAAGAUUUGGGAUUGUGAAAAGUGUGGAUGCAAAGGAACGGACUGUUAAAGUGAAAUGGAGAACUCAAAUGGUGAAUCAAACAGUUGACUUAGGCAUAGAUAACAAUGAAGAGACUGUGAGUGCAUAUGAACUGAUUGAGCAUCCUGAUUGCUCUUACUCACUUGGGGAUGUUGUUUUCAGAUUUCAAAAGAGCCAUUGUAUUGUUCAAGAUGAUGUCAUUAAGGGCCAUGAUGAUCAACUGAAAACCAAUAUGGAAAAGUAUUCCUUCCAGCAGUUAGGAGAGAAUCAUCUUAAAAGUAAAGACAUUAGUGAAGGUCAGGACCAGUACGCUAGUAACUGUUAUCUAUCCUGCAUAGGAACUGUUACUGGAUUUCAGAAUGGCAGCAUUGAGGUGAGGUGGGUCAAUGGUCUCACGUCAAAGGUUGGGCCUUAUGAAAUCAUUGGAAUUGAAAAAUAUGAAGAAUCCGAAUCAGAUGCAAGUGAUCCAUAUGAAGAAGAUACUGAGGAUAAUUUGAGUCAAGAGAUGUUGGACCAUGGAAAGCAAUCUUGGGAAUUGAAAGAAAAGGAGAUGUCAGAGAAGGCAUUCAGAGUUACUGAUGAAGAAUGCAAGAAAAACAUAUGGGAAAGUAGCACCUUUUUACUUCCACGAGCUGCUAUUGGGUUUUUCUCAAAUGUUGCAGCAAAUUUAUUUGGUUCUCGUGGUUCCACUUCACAUUCAGGCUUGAUGACAUCUGGUGACUUUGGUGGUCUCAAUGAAAAUUAUAAACCUGAUCCUAACAAGUUACCUUUAGAAGAUGUGGCAAAAUCGGAAUCUCUCUGUGAGAAAGAAGAGCUGAAACACUGCAGUUUGAACACUGAGGGAUGCCCAUCAAUUGGAGAUGAACUGCAAAUGUUUAGAGAGAUCAAUUUGAAGCCACAAAUAGAGGAGACUGAAGAGAACAAAGGACUAAUUCUAUCAGGCAGUGAGAAAUUAUUCAAGCAAUUUGAUAUUGUUGAUGAUUGUAAAGAUCACCAUUUUGUUAAUGGCUCUGGCAAAGAAUUGAUAUUGUCUCAGAUGAAAAGAAGUUGGUUGAAGAAGGUACAGCAAGACUGGAGCAUUCUGGAGAAAGAUCUUCCUGAUACAAUCUAUGUUCGUGUUUAUGAGGAAAGGAUUGAUCUUCUGAGAGCAGCCAUUGUUGGGGCACCUGGAACUCCAUAUCAUGACAACCUCUUCUUCUUUGAUUUUUGCUUUCCUCCAGAUUAUCCUCAUGAACCCCCUUUGGUUCACUACAAUUCUGGUGGUCUCCGUCUCAACCCAAACCUCUAUGAAUCAGGAAGGGUCUGUCUCAGCCUCCUCAGGACAUGGACAGGCACAGGCACAGAAGUAUGGAAUCCAGGGAGCUCCACCAUUCUUCAAGUUCUUCUCUCCCUCCAGGCACUUGUGCUUAAUGAGAAACCAUACUUCAAUGAGGCAGGAUAUGACAAGCAGAUUGGAAGAGCCGAAGGAGAGAAAAAUUCUAUAACUUAUAAUGAAAAUGCUUUCCUUCUCUCUUGCAAGUCCAUGUUGUACCUGCUACAGAAUCCACCCAAGCAUUUUGAGGCCCUCGUGGAGGAGCACUUCCGCAAUCAUGCACACUCCAUUCUCCUUGCUUGUAAGGCGUAUAUGGACGGCACUCCAGUUGGCUGUGCAUUGGGACGUGGUAUUACUGAGCAGGAACCAAAAAAAUGCAGCUCAAUGGGUUUUAAAAUCAUGCUUGCAAAGAUCUUCCCUAAGCUUGUUGAGAGUUUUACAGAUAAGGGAAUCGAUUGCAGCCAAUUUAUUGAGCCAGGGAAUGAAGGUGUGGUAAACUAAGUAUGUAAACAUUAAGGUACUUGACCUAUACAUAUCUAAGGAUGUUAAAGGUUGUUAGUUCCACGUGCUUGUAUGUGUGAUUGUGUGAACUCAAGAAAAGGGGAAACUGGAGUUGUGUGUGCUUGAUACAAAGAUAUUAUCUCUAUUUAAAAAUACGGGUUUUCUGUUAUA
This is a messenger RNA of Nelumbo nucifera (sacred lotus), 4955 nucleotides long. Its product is annotated as putative ubiquitin-conjugating enzyme E2 24. NCBI's taxonomy places the organism in Eukaryota, Viridiplantae, Streptophyta, Magnoliopsida, Proteales, Nelumbonaceae. The record is from RefSeq and is a predicted model, not a curated record. Gene Ontology annotation, molecular function: ubiquitin conjugating enzyme activity.